UACCCUCUGCCAGGGUUCCCCAGAAGCUUUCAGCUCUGCCCACCGGCUCGCCUCACCCCGCCCCCGCCUCGCGGUGACACCGCCUGCAAACUGAGGGUGAGGACUGCCUGGAUUGGCUAGGACCUCUGUGUCACGGGGCUCCGCCCCUCGGCCUAUCUCACCCCACCCGGCCCCGGCGUGGAGAGGGGAUGCCGGGCUGCAAUUGGCUGCCCUAGGCGGGGACGGAUGACGCAAGGAGAGGCGGGGCCUGGCGGAGCCUUGAUUGGUCGUGGUGCUUAAGGGCGCGGAUCCUGGUCCCUUCUGUAAGCGGCCGUGGUCGCCUGGGCAGAUUAGCUUUGCUGCGCUUUGUGCAAGAUGAGGAAGGUGGCUUUGAUCACCGGGGCGAGCAGUGGCAUUGGGCUCGCCCUUUGCAAUCGGCUGCUGGCAGAAGAUGAGGAGCUGCACCUGUGUUUGGCGUGUCGGAACCUGAGCAAAGCAGGAGCUGUCCGUGAUGCCCUCCUGGCCUCUCACCCCUCUGCCGAAGUCAGCGUUGUGCAGAUGGAUGUCAGCAGCCUGCGAUCGGUGGUCCAGGGUGCAAAGGAAGUCAAACAGAAGUUUCAAAGAUUAGACUACUUAUAUCUGAACGCUGGGAUCAUGCCCAAUCCCCAGUUAAAUAUCAAAGCAUUUUUCUCUGGCAUCUUUUCAAGAAAUGUGAUUCAUAUGUUCUCUACAGCAGAAGGACUGCUGACCCAGAAUGAUAAGGUCACUGCUGACGGUUUCCAGGAGGUGUUUGAAACCAAUCUCUUUGGCCACUUUAUCCUGAUCCGGGAGUUGGAACCUCUUCUCUGCCACAGCGACAGCCCCUCUCAGCUCAUCUGGACCUCCUCUCGCAAUGCGAAGAAAUCUAACUUCAGUCUUGAGGACAUCCAGCACACCAAAGGCCAGGAGCCCUACAGCUCUUCCAAAUACGCUACUGACCUUCUGAAUGUGGCUUUGAACAGGAAUUUCAACCAGAAGGCAAGGCCCUUGUCAGAGAUGCAGAAGUUAACCAUCAGAGUCACUGUUUAUAGAGCAUGUCUGGCUUCCGCUAACCAUUGUAACAAAAGCCCUAUGGGGUCUGUAUUCCAGUGUGAUAUGCCCGGGGGUAGUAUUGACCAAUUUGACAUAUGGAAUUCUGCCUCCCUUUGUGUGGACUUUGCUCCUGCCAGUGAUGUGGCUGCUUCGCUUUUUUGCAAACGCUUUCACCUUGACACCGUACAAUGGAGCAGAGGCAUUGGUGUGGCUUUUCCACCAGAAACCCGAGUCUCUCAAUCCUCUGACCAAAUACCUGAGCUCCACCACAGGCUUCGGGACCAAUUAUGUCAAGGACCAAAAGAUGGACAUAGAUGAAGACACUGCUGAGAAAUUUUACCAAACCUUACUGGACCUGGAAAAGCGAGUUAGGAUCACCAUGGAAAAAUCAGAUCACCUGAGCUGAUGCUGACAGUCUCCAGAGCAUCCGGUACCCGCUGCACAUCCCGGGAUGUGUGGCUGUCCACGUGCUGGAUGAUGCGAUGAUGUGCAUCUGUAGUAAACCAUCAGCCAUGAUGAUCUCUGCUGCUACCUUUCUGAAUGAAUGAUCUCCAAGACUGUGUGUGUGCACUUGUGCAGGCAUGUACACAUGUAUGAGAAAGGAUUGGCAAAAUAGAGGAACCAAGUAAAUACCCUCCAAUAGUGUCCUUUCAGAUUGCUAGAGUUUCCUGCAGAGCAUCUGCAUGCAGCAUUCUGCUACCUGGAGCCAAGUGAUGAGACUUGAGUGACUGGGCCACAGGUGCAGCCUGAACCUCCUUUCAGUCCCAGCAAGUCUAGCUUCUUUUCUUGUUUCUGUGAUGGUUUUCCUACUCUCUGUUGUCUUCUUCAUCUGCUGCUCUGGAUAAUCUCACAGGAUCGUCCACCCCAUGCGACUGUCCACACAGUCAAUCUCAGGAGCACAGUAUGAAUGCAUUUGGACCACAUACAUUGUUUCUUCUCUUUAAAAGCAGUUUUGUUUUUAUCAGGUAGUGGAGCCGAAUCUUUAGUUAACAUCUUCAGACGUACUCGUAAGAACAGCCUAUCAUCAUGAUAGUAUUUCACUGAAAUUAAAUUUAAAGCAAAAAUUAUUCAUAUUCAUGUUUCAAUACAAUAAAAAAAACUUGAGAAA
Molecule: messenger RNA, 2158 nt
Organism: Mesocricetus auratus (golden hamster)
Lineage: Eukaryota; Metazoa; Chordata; Mammalia; Rodentia; Cricetidae
Gene: Hsd17b7
Product: hydroxysteroid 17-beta dehydrogenase 7
Exons: 9
Coding region: 355-1368 (337 amino acids)
Biological process (GO): cholesterol biosynthetic process
Cellular component (GO): endoplasmic reticulum membrane
Molecular function (GO): 3-beta-hydroxysteroid 3-dehydrogenase (NADP+) activity; estradiol 17-beta-dehydrogenase [NAD(P)+] activity; 5-alpha-androstane-3-beta,17-beta-diol dehydrogenase (NADP+) activity
Source: RefSeq, a predicted model, not a curated record